Messenger RNA from Lachancea lanzarotensis, 255 nucleotides. It is a transcript of the gene MRPL33, whose product is annotated as LALA0S07e02630g1_1. Gene Ontology annotation, cellular component: mitochondrion; large ribosomal subunit. The record is from RefSeq and is a predicted model, not a curated record. Gene Ontology annotation, biological process: translation. The coding region runs from base 1 to 255 and encodes 84 amino acids. Gene Ontology annotation, molecular function: structural constituent of ribosome. Lineage: Eukaryota; Fungi; Ascomycota; Saccharomycetes; Saccharomycetales; Saccharomycetaceae. The transcript has a single exon.
AUGGUUUUCUAUAAAAUAACACUUUCAAGGUCGACCAUUGGACUUCCUCAAGCAACCAAAAACAUCGCUUCAAGCUUGGGGUUGGGCAAAACUGGCUCUGUAGUAUAUCGGAAAGUGAGCCCGUCGAUAGCGGGGUCGAUUGCCAAGAUCAAAGAAGUUGUCAGUGUGGAGGUGACAGAACAAGCACUAUCGCCCGAGCAACAACGUGAGCUGCGGAAGUCGAAUCCGGGCUUCACAGUGGAGAAGAGGAUCUAG